GCGUCAUUUUCACUGCCAUGGCAAACAACAAGCAGGACAAGCAGACGCGGCGGAACGAAGCCAAGGCGAAGCGGCGCAACAAGUCCGCGUGCUCCGCUUCUUCGUCCAUCUUGAACAAUGCGUUACGCACCCAACAGGCAAAGCAAGUUGUUGCACCGGGCGUGGCACCGCCGAAACUCUCGGCCGCCAAAUCCCUCGCCCGGCAACAGAUGAAGCUGAAACAGAAAGAACUCCGCGCCAACCUGGUCAACCGGAACCGCGGCAUGUCAAACAUGCCGUCGAACUUGACCAAGACGAAGAUGAGCCUCGAGUCGCUCGUCGGACAGGCGGCAAGCGCCAGCACUAGCUUUGCUGAAGCCGAGCAGGAACGCCAGGCCACUGCCGAAGCGAACGAGUUCGUCAAGGAGAUCGACCUUAACGAUAACUCCCGCAAGGCGUACAUGCGCGAGUUGAAAAAGGUGGUGGACCGCGCUGAUGUAAUUCUUGAAAUCUUAGACGCGCGGGAUCCGAUGGGCUGCCGGACAAUCGACAUGGAGGACUUGAUGCGAACCAAGGGAAAGAAAGUGGUUCUAGUCCUGAACAAGAUUGAUCUCGUGCCUCCCGAGGUGUUGCAGCCCUGGUUGGCGUAUCUGCGCACGUUCUACCCAACGAUUGCGUUCAAAGCGUCGACGCAAGACCAGAAAACCAUUUCGUCGAGCAGCGGCGGCGGCAAAGGCGAGAAAACGAAUGGCAAAAUCAUCGCAGGCAGCCGCGCCGUCGGCACCGAGCCCCUCAUGCAGCUCCUCAAGAAUUAUUGCCGAAGCAACAACAUCAAGACGUCCAUCACGGUCGGCGUCAUCGGGUACCCAAACGUCGGCAAGUCUAGCGUGAUCAACUCGUUGAAGCGAAGCAAGGCCGCGAGCGUGUCAUCGACUGCCGGCCACACUAAAGUGAUUCAAGAAAUCCAUCUCGACAACAAAGUCAAACUCAUCGACUGCCCUGGGAUCGUGUUCGACACCCAUGACCAAGACGCGCUGAUUCUUCGCAACUGUGUGAACGCCGAGUCCCUGAACGACCCGGUCCCAGCCAUCGAGGUGAUUCUGAAGCGCUGCUCAAAGGCACAACUCCAAUCGUUGUACGGAGUUCCUCCCUUCAACGACACGAUCGAGUUCCUCGUCCACUUGGCCCAGAAACUCGGGAAGCUCGGAAAGGGUGGAAUCCCCGACCGAAAAGCCGUUGCACGCAGCAUUCUCCAGGAUUGGAAUCGCGGCAAAAUCCCGUUCUUCACACCUCCUCCAGCAGCCAAAGACACACGGUUGGACGUUGGUGCCACGAUAGUCUCCUCGUUCGGCGACGAUUUUGAUCUGGCGGCGUUGAAUCCGACCGUCGAACACCUGCAAGACGAGGACGACAACGAGGAUGAGAACGAUAUGGACGUUGGACCAGUCUGCAGUGUCACUCUGAGCCAAAAGAACGCAGAGUCGAAGGGGCGUGCGGCAUCGAUUUACGAUGGACUUGAUUCGGAUGACGAUGACUCGGACAAUGACGACGACGAGUCCGACGAUGAGACGUCGAUGCAGACCGGAGGAGUCGUCCGACCAAAGUUCAAGGAAGAUGCUCUGAAUAUCCCGACUGCCCUCAUCGCACGACGAAGAGCGAAGGCGUUGCGGAAGCAAAAGCGCAAGGCGGCCGCACACCAAAUCAGCGCUGCAGUCGAAGAUGAAUUUUGCGACAUCUUGGACAAUAUCGACAUGUCUGGUUAAUAAUAUUCAGUAUAUGGUAAUUUUUGUUCGCA
Molecule: messenger RNA, 1774 nt
Organism: Aphanomyces invadans
Lineage: Eukaryota; Oomycota; Saprolegniomycetes; Saprolegniales; Verrucalvaceae
Exons: 1
Coding region: 18-1742 (574 amino acids)
Cellular component (GO): nucleolus
Molecular function (GO): GTP binding
Source: RefSeq, a predicted model, not a curated record